AUGUCUGAGAGUGAGUGUCACGAAGUGCUGAAGAGGGCCCUGGAUGCCGAUGAGGCAGGAGAUGAGGAUGCCGCCUUGGAUUUAUACACAAAAUUCGUCGAAUUGACACUAAAAGUUGAAAAUACAGGUUCCAAGGAAAAACUACAGAAUCUCGCCAAACAGGCUCUGGACAGGGCAGAGGAACUCAAGGGUCGAAGGGAAAAGCCUAAAACUGAAGAUGUAUCUCAGCAGGUAUCAGCUACACAGCCAUCGCCAGCUGCUCGUGGUCCAGUACCAGUUUCCGGAGCUCAGGGUUACACAAAGGAAGAGAAGAUUGUCCUUGAACAUACAUCCCACAUCAAUAAGCAUGUUUUUGUGCCAUUCAUGAAUAUCGAUUUGAGUGAUAAAUUCAUCUACAAAAUACCCUUUACGGAUCCCGAUGGACUGCUGCAGCUGGCGCCCAAGCAGAAGGCAGAACUUAGUUCGUGGAUGCGAAUAAGUGAGCUGCAUGAGGAUCCCAAGAUGAUUCAGAAUCAGAAUAUCGAUUACUUCAGCAUUCAGCAGACUAUUGUGUCAGAUUGUAGUUUUGUGGCUUCUCUAGCCGUGUCAGCGCUCUAUGAAAAGAGAUUUGGCAAAGCCCUCAUCACUUCCAUUCUCUUCCCUAAAAACUCAUCCGGACGUCCUGUAUACAAUCCCAGCGGCAAAUACAUGGUGAAAUUGCAUGUAAAUGGCAUUCCACGGAGGAUUGUCGUGGAUGAUUACCUGCCUGUUGGUCGACAUGGGCAGCUCCUAUGUAGCUACUCAAACAAUCACUCAGAAUUCUGGGUAUCUGUCCUGGAGAAGGCAUACAUGAAGCUGAUGGGAGGAUAUGAUUUCCCAGGAUCUAACAGCAACAUCGAUCUUCAUGCACUCACCGGAUGGAUUCCCGAGAGAGUAGCCAUCAAAUUGGACCAAUCCACAUUUGACGGCGAUGCUGUAUUCGAGAGACUCCGGACAGGUCUGGCCAUGGGACGGUGCCUGGUAACAGCUGCCACGGGAGAUCUGCAGGAAGUGGAGGAGAAACGAACUGGACUCGUGUCAACUCAUGCAUAUGCCGUCCUGGAUGCCCGAGUGACCCAGGGAGGAGUAAAAUUGCUGCAGCUGAAGAAUCCCUGGUCCCAUUUGCGCUGGAAGGGAAAUUACUCAGAGUUGGAUGCUGCUCAUUGGACUCCAGAACUCAUGCGGGAGCUCAACUAUGAUCCAGCAGUAGCAUCGAAAGUUGACAAUGGAGUCUUCUGGAUUGAUUACACUUCCGUCCUCAAUUUCUUUGACGUUUUCUACGUCAACUGGGAUCCCGCCCUCUUCCAGCACACCUACUGCGUCCAUCAGAUGUGGAAUGCAGGAGUUGGACCAACCAAGGAUGUCUAUACCAUUGCCGAAAAUCCCCAAUUUCUGCUCAAGAUCAAUCCGGGAUCAGCGUCAGUGUGGAUUCUCCUUACCAGACACAUCACAACCAUCGAAGAUUUCAGGCAGAACAAGGAAUAUAUAGCUCUGGUGGCUUACGAAAAUGAUGGCAGGAAGGUUUACUAUCCCUAUGAUCCUAAACCAUUUCACGAAGGUGUUAGGAUAAAUAGUCCUCACUAUUUGUGCAAGAUACGACAAGAUCCUCAAAAGACCCGACUAGUAACUCUAGUCAUCUCUCAGUAUGAGAAAUCCACCACAAUUUACUAUACUCUCAGAGCUUAUUCCCGGGAUCGUUUUGAAUUGCAUAAAAUCGACAGUGGCUUUACAAAGGCUGAAAGAGUGAAUGGAGCAUGGCAGGGAAUAUCAGCCGGAGGAUGUACAAACUACCCUCAGACUCAUCGAAAUAAUCCUAAAUAUCGAUUAACUGUGGGACCGAAAGCACGGUCAACACUUCUCAUUGAACUACGUGCUCCAAAGGUCUACCAAGUAGGCUUUGAAGUGACCACUGUCUCCUGUGCUGAUCCCCAAGUGACUGCCAGCUUUGUGAAACAGGGCUCUGGAGUCUACAGAUCUGGAUACUCUAUGCUGGAAUUGGAGAAUCUUCCGGCUGGGGUUUAUGUAAUUGUUCCAACAACUUUUAUGCCUGGCCAGGAGGGACCCUUCAUUAUGGACAUCAAAUGUUCCACUGGGAUUAAAAUUGAGGAGAUUACCUCGAGGGAGGACACGCAAUCGUGAUAGCCUGUUCAUUUUUAUCAAUUUUAUGCACAUUUUACCAUUUUAUUAAACGGUUACAUUUUAAAAUAAA
Phlebotomus papatasi is the source of this 2227-nucleotide messenger RNA. RefSeq names its product calpain-7-like. The transcript is spliced from 3 exons. Bases 1 to 2157 code for a protein of 718 amino acids. NCBI's taxonomy places the organism in Eukaryota, Metazoa, Arthropoda, Insecta, Diptera, Psychodidae. Gene Ontology annotation, biological process: proteolysis. The record is from RefSeq and is a predicted model, not a curated record. Gene Ontology annotation, molecular function: calcium-dependent cysteine-type endopeptidase activity.